Trypanosoma conorhini is the source of this 1665-nucleotide messenger RNA. Its product is annotated as putative polyadenylate-binding protein 1. The record is from RefSeq and is a predicted model, not a curated record. The coding region runs from base 1 to 1665 and encodes 554 amino acids. The transcript has a single exon. Gene Ontology annotation, cellular component: cytosol. Gene Ontology annotation, molecular function: mRNA binding. Lineage: Eukaryota; Euglenozoa; Kinetoplastea; Trypanosomatida; Trypanosomatidae.
AUGUCCGCCACGCAGGAGGAAAUCACGCCCACCAUCCCCGUCACGAAGCCGCUGCAGGUGGCCUCGCUCUACGUCGGCGACCUCGACCCCGUCGUCAACGAGCCACACCUUGUGGAGCUCUUCAAGCCGUUCGGCACCAUUCUGAAUGUGCGCGUCUGCCGUGACAUCAUUACCCAGCGUUCGCUGGGGUACGGUUACGUGAACUUCGACAACCACGACAGCGCCGCAAAGGCGAUGGAGGCUCUGAACUUUAAGCGGGUCGGCGACAAGUGUAUUCGCAUCAUGUGGCAGCAGCGGGACCCGGCCCUGCGCUACAGCGGGAACGGCAACAUUUUUGUCAAGAACCUCAAGGGCGAAAUGGACAGCCGCGAGCUCAGUUUGCUUUUCAAGAAGUUCGGCGACAUCCUCUCCUGCAAGGUGAUGGAGGAUGAGGGGGGCAAGAGCCGCGGCUACGGGUUUGUGCACUUCAAGGACGACGCCGCCGCAAAGGAGGCCAUUGACAACAUGAACGGUGAGAAGGAACACGCCGACGAGACAAAAGACGUGGGCUUGUACGUCGCCAACUUUAUCCGUCGCAACGCCCGCCUUGCCACGUUGGUGGCGAACUUUACAAACGUUUACAUCAAGCAGGUGCUGCCAACGGUAGAUAAGGAUGUCAUUGAGAAGUUCUUCUCCAAGUUUGGUGGCAUUACAAGCUCCGCAACCUGCAAAGACAAGAAUGGCCGUGUGUUCGCCUUUUGUAACUUUGAAAAACACGAGGAUGCCGUCAAGGCGAUAGAGGCGUCUCAUGAACAGUUUGUGGAUGGUGUCACACCACCAGGGGAAACGCUCUACGUGCAACGCGCCCAGCCAAGAAGCGAACGCCUCAUCGCGUUGCGACAGCGGUAUAUGCAAUGUCAGUCGCUUGGCAACAACCUGUACGUCCGUAACUUUGACCCGGAAUUCACGGAGGAGAACUUACAUGAGUUGUUCAAGGAGUAUGGCGUCAUUCGCAGCUGUCGGGUAAUGACGGAUGCAAACGGUAACAGCCGUGGUUUCGGCUUUGUCAGUUUUGAAAAUGCCGAUCAGGCGAAUGCCGCACUGCGUGAAAUGAAUGGCCGUAUGUUGAACGGCAAACCACUGAUUGUCAACAUUGCCCAGCGACGAGACCAGCGAUUCAUGAUGCUUCGUCUGCAAUUCCAGCAGCGCCUACAGAUGAUGAUGCGAAGGAUGCACACCAUGCCGUUUGGCCCGCAAGGUCGCCCCCCGCAGCGUCGCAACCCGCGCGGCGCCCAGCGGGGCGGCGCUGGUGGUGCCCGACAUCACCCUCCCCCGCCGCUGCCGCAGCCGGUGCAACAGGAAAUGUUUACCACACCGCCUAUGGCCUUUGCGCCGCCCCGGACGCCGCAGGCAUCCCCGGGUGCCGCCCCCGAUACGCCGCCGCUGCCGCCCAUCACUGCCGAAGAUCUGCGAUCCAUGACAGUUGACGAGCAGCGUGCCGCCCUGGGAGAUCGCCUGUACAUCAAGGUCUUUGAAAUUGCCCCCGACCACGCGCCGAAAAUUACCGGCAUGUUCUUGGAGAUGGACCUCAAGGAGGCUUUCACACUGCUGUCCACCCCGAGACUUCUCCAUGAGAAGGUCAUCGAGGCCCUCUGCGUCCUAAAGGCGCAUGAAGCCACCGCGUAA